AUGGAUCCAUCUCUGGCUGCCGCCGCCGCCGCCGCCCCCCCGGCGUCACCCUCGCUGCGGCUGGUCGUGAAUACGCCUACCCCUCCGCGCUCCGCCUCGCCACGUCCAUCGCUGGGCUCCCCGACCCGCGAUGUGUCCCCCCCGAUGACACCCUACCUGACCAAAAGGAUCUCCAUCGUCGGUGAGCCCAUUCGCCUACGGUUGCCGCCUUCCCCCGUCACCGAUCCUCCUCGCGCGUCUGCACACUUUCCCCCCAUCCAGCCCGGGCGUUCGAGUGAAGACGACGCCGAAUCCCUGGUGCUCGAGAGCUCGUCAAGCUACGACCUUCGCCAGUCGCGCCAGCAGCCGCCCCAGCACGCCCUCUUGUCAGCCGUUUCCUCGGCCUCCCUCCAUCCCUACCGCCCGUCUCUCAAGGCCGCCGUCUUCACCACGCCGUCACGCUACUCCGACGAGGCCCAUCCCCCGUCACCCGGUCGGCGCGUCGCUGUUGUGGAUUACCACCCCUCGCUGGGCUCGGCCACGCAUCCGCCCUUCUCGCUGCCCGCAUCGCCGCGCGUCCAGCAGCAGUACCCCUUCACCUACGCGCCUCCCCCGGCCGAGUUCCCCCUCUCCGGCGGUCAAUUGGACGCCCUCUCGCGUCAGCUUGGCACGCGGCCCCGGUCCAUUGUCACCGAAACGACCACCGCCCUGCUUGUGGACCCACGCGACUUCCCCGGGUCGACUGGUGGUGCUCUUGCCUCGGGUGCUGCCUUCCCGCCGUCGGUCUACCCGCUGGCCAAUCCCCUGCCCCUCCCUCCGGCCCCUGCCGCCACAACGGCCUUCCGUGACGGGCAGUUUGGAUUUCUCCCCCCUGGCGCCAUCCCCGGCACCGGCACCGGCCUUUCGGAGCUCCCCUCGCCUGCGCGGCAAUUUGUCUCGGCUCCCCCGGCUCAACGUCCCAGUGUCGAGGACGCCCCUUGCGAGCACGCCGACUUCGCGCUUUUCUUCCCCUCGCUAGCCGGCGAUCGGAUCAUCCUAGAUACCCCGGCCACUGUCAGAUACCACACCCCCAUCGAAGGCCGAAUCGCCCUCACCCACAACGCCUUCACCUUCCGCGCGCGGCUACACGGCUGGUCAUCGGCGGCGGUUUUCCCCUGGGCCCACAUCCGGUCCAUAUCCCGGCACGGACGUAGCGGUGUAUCCAUCACCACCAAUCAGGAGAAGUUUGUCUUCUUCGACAUUCCAAACCGAUCGCGGCUUUACCUCGAGGCCAAGCGCCUUCGCAAAUCCGCCGCCACCACCAGCCCCUUCACCGCUGCCUCUUCGCUGAAGGUUCUCCAGCCUGGUGAGCCGUAUCCGCUCUUUGAGACUCUUUCCCCCCGCGCCGACCUCCUGGGCGCCUCGCUUCCGCCGUCGCCGCUUGCGGUUUCCCCGGUGAGCCCCACCGCCAAGGCUUCGCAUCUCAUUGGCUCCCAAGCAGCUGAGUCCCCGACCCCGCUCAACCGGCCUAAGACUGCCAAGCAGCUUUUCCGCUCGUCCUUCCAGUUCACCAGCUCCAAGUUCCGCCACGCGCGCCACUCGCUCUCUGGACUUGCCACCAGCGCACCCGGUCCAUCCUUAUCCGCCGGCACUACCGACACGAGCUUGACCCAGACCACCACCUAUACCGCGGUGAGUACCGGACCCAUUGCUGUGCCGAGCCCACUCCCCGGCGCUUCUCCGGGUGCAGCCUCCUCUGCGCCGGCCCUUGUCACCGCAACAGUCUCAGCCACCUCGCCUCGGUCCUUGAACACCCAUCCUGCCCAUCCCGCUGUCACCUACUCGCGGCCGAUCGUCACGUCCACUGCCACGGCUCCGACUGUCGCCGGGCCCCCCUCGCCGUCACAGCCCCCAUUGUUGCUGCCACAGCCGUCGCCGCCACCGCCACCACCUUUGGCCCUGCCUGUCGAACCGGCACCCUUGGCUUCGCCUCCCUUGUCUCCUGCUCUGCCUCCGAUUGUCGCCAUGGCUGCCUCCGAAUCGGCGAUGCCGCCGGGUGCGGUGGAUGCCGCACCGGCCGUCACGCCGAGCGCCGUAUCGCCCACCGCCGCGCAGGAGGCCGUGUCCCCAGCUGCCCCGACUUCCGGUCAGACUGCCAUGCCACUGGUCCCCGAGGAGCCGCUCGAGCCGGACACCCCUGUGGACAUUUUCCAACAUGGCUACCAGUCCUUGAAGUACACCAGCGACUGGACCACCGGUACCCCGAAUCCGGAGCGCAAAUUCCAGUACGUCAUGGACCUGACACAGGCCAUGGGCCCGAAGUCCACACUGGUCCUGGUGACCCAGCGCCACAUGGUCCCCGCCUCCCCCGGGGAGUACUACAUCGUGGAGCAUGUCACCCACACGCCGGAUGUCCCGAGUGCCGAUACCUUCCGCACGGUGAACCUGUAUGGCCUGGCCCGGGAGGGGCGCGGCCGGUCAAGCCUCAUCAUCACCGGGGCCAUUCGGUUCCUGCGCUACACCCUGAUCAAGAGCUUCAUUGAGGCCCAUGGGACCGAUGGGUUCGUGCAAUUCGGCGCCGACUUGAAGAAUGCCCUGCUUGAGCGCAUUGAGGCCGAUCGCCAGAGCAUGCUUGCCGGGCCGGCUCCCGGAGUCGCGGGCGCGCCUGUCCUGGCCACCGGCAUGGCGGCACAGCCCGCCCGGGACCCCUCCACUGGCACCACUCUCGGCUUGGGCCCCGGCGCCGACGGGGACCCGGCGGCGGUGGCUGCCGCGGCGGCGGCCGCCGCUGCCGCGGCCACCGCCGCUCGGUCAUCUGUCCUCCCCGCCGGCCCCGGGGACAAGACCCUGCAGGACGCCAUGCAAAGCGCCCAGUCGGCCGAGCAGUCCGCCCAGCGGGCACUGCGCGAGUCGGAAGUCGCGCGCACCUGGUGGCAAGCGGGGAUCGUCUUGCGCGUGGUGGCGGUGGCUGCUCUGCUCAUUUGUAUCAUACUUCAGUCGUCUCUGCUUCUAAGCGUACGCCGUGCCAAUGCCCCGGCUCCGGCCCCGGCGCCGCCCGUGCAACCGGUCAUUCUCACGGGCUUUGACGGGGUCACCGUGGCGACCGAAUCGCGGCCCAUGGCCUCAGCCACCGCCGGCAGUGGCACCGUCACUGGCGGGGGGGGGUCUGGUGCCUCACCGGUGGUCAUCGAUGCCGCCAGUCUGCAGGAGCUGCUGCGCCAGCUCGCAGGCGCUCGGACUCCCCCGGUCGGCGAGGCGCCCUCUGCCUCGACGGCGGCCGCCACCGCUGCCUCAGAUACCUCCGCGCCGGCCGCCACCAGCCCGGACCAGCCAACUCCGGCGAAUCUGGCCGAGGCCCUUCGCUCUUUGGACGAGGAGCUUGCUCGGCUAAGCCGGCUUCUUCAACAGACAAACAGCGGCGGCGGCGGCGGCGGCGGCGGCGGUGGUGGUGGUGGUUCUGUGAUUGGCUCCGCCUCGACCUACCUGCCCUCUCACGCUGAGUUGUAA
This is a messenger RNA of Fonticula alba, 3465 nucleotides long. RefSeq lists its product as hypothetical. The record is from RefSeq and is a predicted model, not a curated record. NCBI's taxonomy places the organism in Eukaryota, Rotosphaerida, Fonticulaceae. The transcript has 8 exons. Gene Ontology annotation, molecular function: sterol binding; sterol transfer activity. The coding region runs from base 1 to 3465 and encodes 1154 amino acids. Gene Ontology annotation, cellular component: endoplasmic reticulum-plasma membrane contact site; endoplasmic reticulum membrane; plasma membrane. Gene Ontology annotation, biological process: intracellular sterol transport.